Messenger RNA from Amoebophrya sp. A25, 1542 nucleotides. Lineage: Eukaryota; Dinophyceae; Syndiniales; Amoebophryaceae. The record is from the annotation of a GenBank genome assembly.
AGCAAGCUAAAGCAGGUGAUGUUUUGGUUAGAUGUUGUUCGUUAGUUCUGCUUGACAUGGGUUACAAUUAAGGUUUGUGACCUCGUCUUUGUCUUUCAAGGAAACGACAUGAAGCUGUGAACUUCUGUUCGUCUGUUGAAAAAGAUAGCACAAUCAACAAACCGAGGAAAAAAUGGCAGCACCGUCUUCGUCGUCCUCUUCAGCGUUCGCAAGAUCUCCGCUCAAAGAUGCGCGUGGGUCGUCGGCUGCUCAAGAGCUAAUCAGUACACAACAACUGCAAGGCCAUGAACGUGCUGCAAGUGGUGCACCAGUAGGAGGAAGGUCCUCAAACGGGUCCUCCGGGAUCUUAGGGGCACAGCGCCCUCGCGUUGCUGGCAUAGGUUAUGCAGUAAGAAUGUUCGACCGGAUUCAACAAGACAAUGUGCGAUGGGACUGCGAUAAAAUGUGGAGACAAAAGUUAUGCCAUCACCACCCGCUUGGUAGUUUCUACCAAAAAAAGCCUCGAACACUAGGUUCUAGGUAUCACCAGGUUGCUAGCAUCUAUCAAAUUCAAAAAAUGUUUAGUAAACAGCUUCGAGAUGUACAAAAAAUGAUCACGGAUUUGUAUUAGGGUUUUCGCCUCAUCUUGUCUGAAUGAAACAAGAGGAACAAGCAAGUUCUCCUCUCUAAUAAGAGAGCUGAAGGCGGAGAUGGAUGAGCGACAUAAGCAUGGCCGAAGGAGAAACGGUGAAGACUCCGAGAUAGACUCAGAGGAUUCGGAUGACUAUGCGCGCGCUCGCGCCGAGCAGCAGGCUUUGAAGCGUAGACAACUCGCUAAGGAAGGGACGAGAGACCGCAGUGGCCGUGAAGAUGCGAGUUCGUCUUCUUCUUUCGCACACCGGCAACGCGUCAAAUUUCAAGAAAAACCGCAACGAAGUAAAACGGUAGCCGUACCGGAGGAAUCUCCGAGGAGAAGUAAGCGGUACUCAUCGCCGACGUGGAGAAAUGAGGACAUCGACAGCUACGACGGACGCCCUCCGAAGAAUGCGCUAUCGCGGAAGAAGAAAAUGCGGAAACAGAGAAAUAAAAAAGAGCGAGAGUCGUGGGAUGAAAAUACGAGUCAUGAUGAUGAUGCGCCCGUCGCUGUCAAGCGGAGGAGUCAGCCUCGUCGGAGAAACAGCAGAAGCAGAGACCGUAGCACAAAACGCAAGCGGAAAAACAAGGAGCGCGAGAGGCACACCGCCUUCCGCUCGAGUUCGUCCGAAUCUCAAUUCUCUUUUUCGAGCGCAUCCUGUUCGCGAGCUCGGACACGACGCAGGAAGGACAGACAGAAAAGUAGAAGCAAGAAACGACGACGACACAGAAGCGUUAGCGCGUCUAGCAACAGUGAGUUUGAGCAUGAUGCUCGCAAAAGAACAUCAAUAAAGAAGCAAAAAUAACGGAUCGACGAUACCUAAUGACCCUUUUCCACACGCUUUCAGAUCAUGCGCAAUUCUUGUCCUUUAUAUCCGAAAACUGUCCUUUUUAAUUUCAAGCACAUCUUCAGCAUCGCAUCCGCAUGAC